Molecule: messenger RNA, 474 nt
Organism: Penicillium lagena
Lineage: Eukaryota; Fungi; Ascomycota; Eurotiomycetes; Eurotiales; Aspergillaceae
Exons: 1
Coding region: 1-474 (157 amino acids)
Source: RefSeq, a predicted model, not a curated record
AUGGCCCCGGGGCGAUUGGGGUCGCAAACCACCACCAUCAUCGGAAGACGACGACCGGACGAGAACCAUCUUGUUCUAGCGCGGAAAUCUCUGCAGACGUACCUCUCGAUCGAAAGGCGCUCGGACAAGACAACAACAUUUAGCCGGCCGAGUCCAAUCACGGCUGAGCCACACCUGGAUCGAUGCCCGAUGAGUCAGCAUCUGCCAGAUUCUGCUCCUGCAUGCCGCCAGCUCCUCCAUCCACGAGCCACUGCUGCGCCACGAUCGGAACGGCCGAAUGCAAAGACCGACAGAAGGCACCGAGGCAGACACCUCACGGGCCCUAGAAGGAAUGUGACGGGAUUGUUGGGACCAAUCUCUUCGCUAGAGUUCUCGUUCUCGCUGUCGUAUCCGGUUCCCUGGGUACCCACGUGGAAUCUCAACAAUCGGGUGGCGAGACAUGGGAUCUCUGUACAAGAAAAUAGUAAGCGAUAG